CAGACAGUAAGCUGGACUUGGGGGAAUCCCUAUCUUCUGUUCGUGGGGGAACAAUCAUAUAUGCAGAUGGCAAAUCUGUUGAGAACAUUGACGAGAUUCGUAAAUGGGAGGGUGGAGAAGAUCGGGAUGGGAAGUUCCGAAAUACUGCCCUUCUUCUUGCAGUCAGCGGCAUCACGGGUGCUGAGCUGAGGGAUGCCCUCGCUGAGAUCCAUAACGAGAUUCGAGAAAUGAAAAAGGACCCUGAUCGCACCAGAAGCGCUUCACGAAUUACUCGUAGAGAUCUUCAUGCCCGUGGUGGUUUACGAAGACCUCACCGGCAACAACGCAAGCGAAGACGUCGUCGAUGGACUUGUAGGCGAUGACAGGCUUUGGAACGAGCUUCACGGGUGCCAGCAAACGGAGCCGAGAAGGUGGGCGAUGGAAGAUCGGAUUCGUUGGAAGGAUGCAAAUGGCCACACCAUCGACAAGAUGUUCGAGAACGGGCCUUUCCCGGUUUCAUGCCGGAACAAUCAGCUGGCUUACUGGCCAGGGGGCAUUGCUAGGAGUGGAUCUGAAGGGGUGGAGUUCUACGUGUGGGGUGAUGUUUCUUUGGUUCUUUGUUCCCUUUCGUUCAGCCGUCAAAAGGGUGGAGCGGCCAUGAGCUUGGAAGAAGAUCGUAUUGUUCUUGUGCAAGUUCUUCUGCAAAGUAUGGACGAGGUGAAGCGUUUCACGCAAAUGGUGCUCCCACCCAAGGAUGCUGCUAGUUACAGGGAAGUAACGGUUCAAGGCAUUGAGCCUCCCUGGAAGAGCGGCCUGGCGAGAACAACGAACUAGCUCUCAUCUGGAGAAUGGGCCUACGCGGUCGCAGCUACUUCUCUGGAGGUUGGGUCCUCGACUUCUAGCAAACGAGAAAGAUGUUGCGAACUUGGCUGAUCUUGAGUGCUUCGAUUUGUAUGAACGA
This is a messenger RNA of Selaginella moellendorffii, 940 nucleotides long. RefSeq lists its product as uncharacterized. The record is from RefSeq and is a predicted model, not a curated record. NCBI's taxonomy places the organism in Eukaryota, Viridiplantae, Streptophyta, Lycopodiopsida, Selaginellales, Selaginellaceae. The transcript has 2 exons. Bases 286 to 813 code for a protein of 175 amino acids.